AUGCCACCUAGAAAGAAGGCCGCAGUAGCUAAACCACCUCCGCCACCAUUGGAAGGUUACAGUAUAGCUAUUAGUGGUACAAUACCCGGCCACACUCAAGCCGCCAUCGAGCGAGACUUUAUCAAUGUUCUUGGUGCAUCUCUAGCCAAGUCUGUUACGGCAACCACUACACACCUUAUCAGUACCGAUUCAGACUACAGCAAGCCUUCUAUCAAGGUUAAGGCUGCGCAAUCUCUUGGCGUACCCAUUGUCACCUUCCAAUGGCUUGAGGACUCCCUUAACCAAACAGCUCGUAUGGCUGAGAGCUCAUAUGGCAUCGGUUCCUCUCAGUCACAAUCACUACCCCAGCCUCAAUCUCAGCCGCAAUCUCAGUCGCAAUCUCUACCUAUACAGACCCGUGGCACUAGAAAGCGAUCGGCGGCACAGAAACUUACACCUGAAGAAGAAGAUAACGAUAAGCAGGAAGUAAAACCUCAAGCUAAAAAGAAGGUUAAGACUUCGAAAACUGAAGCACAGAGCCAAGAAGAGAAAGGCGUCAAGGCUGAGGAAAAAAAGGUCAUUAUUGCUGAUGGUCAGAUUGCCAAAUCUCGAGACGCCAGAAUUCCACUCGACGAGGGCGCUGACAGCAAAUACAAUAAUUAUGAAGUCUAUAUUGAUGACGACGGUGUCAUUUUUGAUGCCUCGCUCAACCAGACCAACUCGACAGCCAACAACAAUAAAUUCUACCGUGUCCAGUUGCUUCGCUCUGUCAAGGAUCAUUUCAUAUGCUGGACUCGUUGGGGCCGAGUAGGUGAACAUGGCCAAUCCAAAGCCGUCGGUAAUGGAACACUUGAAAACGCUCUUCAUGAAUUCAACAAUAAAUUUAAGUCGAAGACUGGUCUUUCAUGGGUCGACCGCGGGGAGUCUCCGAAAUCUGGGAAAUACGCUUUCAUCGAGAAAAGCUAUGAACCGGACUCAGAAGAUGAAGAAGAUACGAAAGAUACGAAAGACACGAAUGAUGGUACUGUUAAAAUUGAGGAUGUCGAGGAGCCCGACUCAAAACUAUCUAAGCCGGUUCAGGAGUUGAUGCAGCUCAUUUUCAAUCAGCAGUACUUUGCAGCGACUAUGCGCGAUCUUAAUUACGAUGCUGUGAAGCUACCUCUAGGAAAACUCAGCAAAACCACAAUUUCUCGAGGUUUUCAGGCUUUGAAAGAUCUCUCGGCCGUCAUAAAUAAUCCAGCAUUGGCAACUUCUCAGUAUCAGACUAGCUAUAUUUCGGCAACAGAGCAACUUUCGAAUUUGUACUUCACUUUGAUUCCACAUGCGUUUGGGAGGAAUAAGCCUCCCGUCAUUCGAGAUACGACACUACUCAAAAAAGAAAUAGAACUUCUUGAGAGCUUAUCAGAUAUGAAGGACGCAUCGUUACUCAUGAAGAGCGAUCAGAAAGAAGAGAUUAAUAAGCUUGAUCAACAGUUCCAGAGCUUAGGAAUGGAUGAGAUGACUCCGCUUGACCAGGAGAGUCCAGAGUUCACCCAGUUGGUGGAUUACUUGAUGGAUACGCGAGGAGCAACUCAUAGCGCCAACUACCAGGUAUCGCAAAUUUUCAGAGUCGAGCGCGGCGGCGAAAAAGAUCGCUUAGAAGCCGUACACGAGGCAUACCAAGACAGACGACUUUUGUGGCACGGCUCUCGCUGUACCAAUUUUGGUGGUAUCCUCUCACAGGGAUUACGUAUCGCGCCUCCCGAGGCUCCGGUUACAGGUUACAGCAACGGGCAUGCGCUGCUGCUUCUUUGCGAAGCAGAACUUGGUGACCCAAUGCAAACACUCACCGACGCCUCAUAUAGCGCUGCCGAAGAUGCUAAGUCAAAGGGAAUGUUAUCAACUUGGGGCCAGGGGUGCACAGGCCCGAGCCAAUGGAAAGAUGCCGAAUGCGUUCACCCAUCAUUAAAAGGAGUGAAAAUGCCUGAUACUAACGUGAAGCCCGGUGCUACCGGCGUUCCUAAUGCCUACCUUCUCUACAAUGAGUACAUUUGCUACGAUAUCUCUCAAGUUCGCUUGCGGUACCUCCUUCGGGUCAGAAUGUAG
This is a messenger RNA of Daldinia childiae, 2064 nucleotides long. Its product is annotated as Poly [ADP-ribose] polymerase 2. The transcript is spliced from 5 exons. Lineage: Eukaryota; Fungi; Ascomycota; Sordariomycetes; Xylariales; Hypoxylaceae. Bases 1 to 2064 code for a protein of 687 amino acids. Gene Ontology annotation, molecular function: NAD+ poly-ADP-ribosyltransferase activity. The record is from RefSeq and is a predicted model, not a curated record.